Molecule: messenger RNA, 2685 nt
Organism: Parasteatoda tepidariorum (common house spider)
Lineage: Eukaryota; Metazoa; Arthropoda; Arachnida; Araneae; Theridiidae
Source: RefSeq, a predicted model, not a curated record
AUGAUUACCGUAACAGGUGAUGACUAUUUACAUAUGAUCAAUCUAAGGCAGAAGAAACCUGAAAUAGCACAAUCCUUAAAAUUUCAAAAAGAGAGGUUAACGCAUUGUCAUUUGCCGUUCCAAAGCAAGUGGCUUUAUGCCGGUACAGACAAGGGCAAUGUGCAUCUUAUCAAUGUUGAAUCAUUUACUCUCUCUGGCUAUAUCAUAUACUGGAAUAAAUCCGUUGAACUUUCAUGUAAAACUCAUCCCGGCUCAGUAGUCCAUUUAAGUGAAAAUCCCCUAGACCCAAACAAGUUGCUUAUUGGCUUUGAAAAAGGCUUAGUUGUAUUAUGGGACCUUCGAAAUAAAGCAGCGGAUGCUAGAUUCAAUACUACUGAGAAUGGAAUGUUGAGGUCAGUAACCUGGCAGUUGGAAGGUCGACAAUUUGUUUGUAGUCAUAGUGACGGAAGCCUUACUACUUGGAAUGUAAAAGUUCCAAGUAAAUCUGUAUCUGUCAAUUAUCCUCAUGCCAAAUCUCUGAUUGAUGGUAAGCCAGAGCCAUGCAAUGGAAUUUAUAAGAUUGAAUCGAAAAUUAAUCGGGCUGGGGAGGUAACUACUGUUUUCUCUGGUGGUUUACCGUAUGAGGAGCAAGGUAAAACUUCAAGUCUAACUAUCCAACAAGGAAGAUCAACCACCGUGCUAGAGAUGGAUUACAGUAUUGUUGAUUUUAUAACGCUUUGUGAAGCACCUUGGCAUACAGAAUCCCAAGAGCCGUAUGCUAUUGUGGUGCUUCUUGAACGUGAUCUUGUUGUUGUUGAUUUAACUAGUCCUGGUUUUCCUUGCUUCCAAAAUCCAUAUCCUAUGGACUUCCAUAAAUCACCUGUCACCUUUUGUGCCUAUUUUGCAGAUUGUCCUAAUGACCUCAUACCAGCCUUUUAUUCUGUAGGGUCUAUGGGCACCAAACAAUGUGGCUGUUCAGAAAAAGACUGGCCUAUAGAUGGAGGCGAGUGGGGUACUGCAACACUAAGCUAUCCAGAAAUCGUGAUAACAGGACAUGCUGAUGGUUCUCUGCAAUUUUGGGACGCUUCAUCAGUUUCCUUUCAAGUUUUAUACAAAAUAAAAACUACUAAAGUUUUUGAAAGACCUAAGCCAAGAAGUAUAGAUGAGCUUGAUGAAGAUCCCUUUGCCAUUGAUAAUGUGGCUUUUUGUAAAGACUCCAGGAUUUUGGUUGUUGCUGGAUCCAGUGGUCAUGUUAUUGUAUAUAAUUUUAAAAAGAAUGAUGCCUCUGUUGACCUAAGCAAAAGACACGUAUCUACAUUUUUCUUUUUUGAAGUCAGGGUAUCCGCUCUCCUGGAAAGUCAUGGAUUUCGAGUGGCAUAUGGGAAUGAGAACGGACUUGCCAUUGUGGACAUUGUUCAAAAAACAUGCCUACUAAACAUGACAACUCCUGAUCUCUAUGGAUCAGCCGACCCUUAUCAAAGACUACCUAAAUCUCCUAGAAGGACAAGCAGUUGUGCUAAUUCAAGCUGUGAUCAAGAUCCUGGGCGCUCUCCAUGUGAGGAGCAGCAGUCUGAUGGCGAUGGUGCCUGUUUGAGUCCAACAAGUAGAUCUCAUCCUCAUCGAAGAUCCAUGCAUGCUGAAAUGAGGCAUGCCCGAUCUCAAGAGAAAUUUGAAAACACAUUUUCAAGAUCAAGGAGCUCCAGUACUUCAAGUAUUAAAGAUAUUAAUACCGAAGAAGCCCCUGCAUCUGAAUAUGUUGUCUUUCUAAGAUUCUGUGACUCUUAUGGUGGAAAAACUGACAGUUGUCCAAGUCCUAGCCUAUGGGUUGGAACGAGUUUAGGGUCUGCUCUUGUCUUCUUACUCAUUCUGCCUCCUCCAGGAGAAACUCGCCUAGUACAACCCGUCAUAAUAUCACCAAGUGGUACGAUUUAUCGUUUGAAAGGAGGAAUCAUAAACAUUUCAUUCCUUGACGCUUCUGGCAAUGUGAUACCCGAUGCAUUAGAACAAGUUAAGGAAAGAGAUAAAGAAGAAAGAAAAAGAUUGACAAGUCGUCCCUCUUCGUCUUCCUUAGACCGCAGAGAAAAACAGUUUGCAGUCUUAACUUCAGAGAGGCGCUCUCAUGUUAUAGUUUUACCGUCUCAAACCGCAUUGUACAGAAAUAUAAUUUCAGAUACAUCCUAUGCUAUAAAAGCAGAUGUUACUUCCUUAAAAGAUUUAGGAUCAAGUUUAGUGUGUUAUAUUGCCACUGGCCAUGUAAAUAUUUAUAGCCUACCUAGCCUACGGCAGUUACAUCAUGUAGAUUUUUUACCUGUAAUUAAUAUGAAAAAUAUGCUUCAUGAAAUGAAGGGCACUCUGUUUCUCACCAAAGAAAUGCCAGAGCCUCCGAAACAGAGCUUCUUUAAAGGAUUAUUUGGUGGGGGACCAAGUAUCUUGGACAAAGAGGAAUUAUUUGGUGAAGCUAGUGGUAAAAGCUCAAAAUCUGUUGCUAUGCAUUAUCCUGGAGGAAAAGUGGAACAAAUGAAAGCUCAAAGCUCUACAUUAUCUGGUGAUUUGCUGAGAGCUAGACAGGCUCUGAAUGAAAGAGGUGAAAACCUCAGUAAAUUGGAAGACAACACUGUCCAAAUGAUGACAGAAGCCGAAAUAUUAUCUGACAGGUCACAUCAAUUGUUGCUCAAAUACAGGGACAAAAAGUGGUACCAACUCUGA